Messenger RNA from Amphibalanus amphitrite, 1563 nucleotides. RefSeq lists its product as uncharacterized. The coding region runs from base 458 to 1129 and encodes 223 amino acids. The record is from RefSeq and is a predicted model, not a curated record. The transcript is spliced from 2 exons. Lineage: Eukaryota; Metazoa; Arthropoda; Thecostraca; Balanomorpha; Balanidae.
AGCCGACGGAGCCGACGGAGCGGCGGCGAGACGCGAGAGAGGUCGCGGCGCGGCGCGGAGGAGCUGAAGUCUAGUGGAGGCGGGUGGGGUUGAAUCGUCUGUGGAGCUGAUGUGUCUGGGUGGCAGCCACGAGACAUGACGUGAAUGGGUGUCUAAACGGCUUUCUUUGACCGCCAGUGUAGCCGAAAAGCCGACUCAGUGAACGGGUGAAGAGACCGACCAAACCAAGAGGCUCUCGGCAGAAGCCGUGGAGAAGAGUGGAGUUUGCGAACAUGCCGCCGUGUUCUCCUCCGAGGUAGCAACUCCCUGAAUUCACCAGACUGUAUUUCCCGUGGAUAAGCAAGAGGAGGUCAUUGCUGGAGAACGGCACGUGAAAGGAUCAUCUACAGGAGGAUAAAGACAACAGUAACAGCGGUCAGCAACUGACGGGCCGGCCAGGGCCGGCCGGACAGCAGCCAUGCGCGGUGUCCAGGGAGCAGCCCUCCGCCGCCAGCGCAGCCGGGAAGCGGCACAGAGGCGCGGCACCUCUGGAUCGCUGGUGGACCCCGGAGAAACCCGUACCAUCACUGAGCGCAUCACCGCGCCGGGAAGUAUUCUAUUCGGCAUCACCUUGUUCCACAUCGGCCUGGUGUUUCUUAUCAUCGGCUUCCUGAUUAUCAUCACCGCUAUGAUUCCCGGGAGUUAUGUGGAAUCCGGAGGAUCGUCGGAUAUGAUUGGCACGGGAUCGUUUUUCGUCUGUUUCGGUGGCGCGCUGACGCUACUGAAUAGAAUCCUCACCAAGAGAGAGGAGGAUUCUCUCGGGGAGUACGUCAGCUCACGGCUGGCUCGUUCGAAGAGCGGCGGGCGGCUCGUGCGGGACGCCGAGUCCGGUCUGACGCCGCAGAUUCCGCGACGCGCCGCCAACGCAGACGGCCGCAAAACGUCGCUGGCAGUGCCUCUGAUCGCCAGCCGCCGGAGUUCGCAGCUCACCCCGACUCACAGCUUCCACAGCUCUAACUCCGGAGCCACGCCCAACGAUGUGCACGUGGUGGUGAGCGAGGGUGAGAAGACGGCCCGCAAUGGCAAGGGCACGGGAAAAUUGGGCAACAAUGGCAGCACUGUCAGCACCGUGUCCGCGUCUCAAGUAUAGGUGGCGCUGCGGUCGGCGGCAAGUGGCGCUGGUGUUUCAUGUUAGACUGUUGUAGAGGACGCUGGCGACUGCUGCAGCUGCCAGCUGAGAGAAACCGAGGUGCUGGUUUACCUCGUGUGUAACAUUUUGCAAUGACUAUGUCACUUGACCAUUGCAGUGGAGUAGAAUCAAGUUUCUUUACCAGCUUCAUCUAGAAGAGAAAUAGCUGUUAAGUGUUUAGCAUAGCCCAGAGCUUAGCCGCAGAUAAGCAAACGAACAAUUAUGUUAUGAUUAGAUGAAGUGAUGUUUCAAUGCAGGUAUAAAUUAGCAUUAGUUGCUCUUAUUUUGUAUACAAAAUAAAGCAGGUUUAUACAUAACGAUAGCCUAAGUUCAAUAUGCCAAUUGUCUUUCGUCUGUGCAAACCGAAUCCGUCGCAUAAAAUGAUCUCAUUUUUU